Cyprinus carpio (common carp) is the source of this 2776-nucleotide messenger RNA. Its product is annotated as CXXC-type zinc finger protein 4. Gene Ontology annotation, cellular component: nucleus. Gene Ontology annotation, molecular function: zinc ion binding; methyl-CpG binding. Lineage: Eukaryota; Metazoa; Chordata; Actinopteri; Cypriniformes; Cyprinidae. The record is from RefSeq and is a predicted model, not a curated record.
UUCUUGUAACGGGGAUUAUUGAGGCGGCAUCAGCGCGCGGUGAUGCUCUUCCGUUAAAGGAUCUUGAAGCGUCGCGAGUCUAAAGGACCAGUGCCGUGGAUGGUUGGGCGUUAGUGCGUGUUUGUUUUGCUCUGAUGGCGAACAUGAGCAGUAGUGUGUGCAUGGAAACCCCACACACUCAUGGCCACGCCCAUGGCCACACCCACAACUACAACCCCACCCCUGGGCGGGACUUUCCUCUGCAGAUCGACUCGUGCGUGAACCCCGUGUUGGACUACAGUGCGCAGAUGGAGCGGUAUCGCUCAUUUGCCACUUUCUAUAAGAACAGUACAGCUGCUGCGGCUGCUGCUGCCGCCACCCCAUUUCCCCAGACUGCCAAAAUCGCCCGAAUUGCCACGCCCCUCUUCCCCUCAGCCCGCCUAUCGGCGAUGCCACCCUGGCCCUGCGACAACGCCAUGCUAUGGGGGCGAAAGCCCACUGCGGUUAAUGUAAACGGACCUCACACACAUCGGACUGGCAUGUCGAGGGCGGAGUCGGUGAACAUGCACAUGUCCGCCAAACACAUUCCACAAGACUCCGCCCUCCCGAUGGGUGCUGACAACUUCCUGUCGCCGCUAGCCACGGAGCAAUGCCGCGGUCUUCCCGUAACGGGGGCCGAGUGCAUGAAUCGACUGAAGUGCCCGCCAUCUAUGCCGCCUAGCGGAGCCGGAGAGGCUGACCGUGGCGGGACAUUCGGAGGGAUGCCCCCGUUGGGGGGUCUGUCGCUGCCACCGGGGGUCAUCGUCAUGACGACGCUUCACUCCGGUGCAGGGUCGUCGGGGGUCACAAUGUCAGACAGCGCGUUUCAGAUUGCCAACGUGGCGGCAGACUGCCAGCACAGCGGCUCGUCCUGCUCCGGCUCACCCGCCGCUCUUAACGGAAACGCCAACGGCAGUUGCAGCAGCAAUGGUAGCGGAGCGGCUAAGCGCAAGCGCAAGCGCUGCGGCGUGUGUGCCCCCUGCAGAAGGCUCAUUAACUGCGGCGUAUGCAGCUCCUGUCGAAACAGAAAGACGGGUCAUCAAAUCUGCAAGUUCAGAAAGUGUGAAGAGCUCAAGAAGAAACCAGGCAGCACAAUGGAGAGAGCACCAUCCGCAGGAGCCGCCGACACCUUCCGCUGGUUCUUCUGAAGAACCCGCCACCAAUCCACGUCAUUAAACCGGACUUGAACACUAGAAGAUCUGCAGGUCAUACACCUACAAUCUACCCCGAGGUCUGAUCAUACGGUUCCGCAAUCAGGGACUCUCACGCCCUCCUCUCUUUCUACCCCUUCCCCUCAGGACUCACUGUGGCCCGUUUAGCACUGAGGGGCGUCAGGUGCACACGCCCCACCAGUGAGACGUCGAGGGCAAGUCUCUGGGUCUCAGACUGACCUCACCUCAACCAAACACUAACUGACAUAGAGAAACAGAGACUUGAAUUCAGUCGUAUCAGGACCCCAUCCAAGCUUAAAGGAAUAGUUCACCUGAAAGUGAAUAUACAGUCAUCAUUUGCUCACCCUCAUGUCAUUUCAAUCACUCGCUUUCUUCUACAGAAGACAAAAGGAGGUUAUUCAAAGAAUAUGCAUUGAAGCAAAUGAGGUCUGUCAAACUCUAAAAUCACGAAACAAACAGCAAAAAAUCAGUCCAUACGAUUAUAAUGCACUAUAUUAUAGGUUCACUGAAGUCAUAUGAUAGUUUUGUGUUGGGAAAAGACAUUUGUAGUCAUAAAUAAUCACUUGACCGAACCAGGAUAUUCUUGUAAAAUUCACCUUGUUCCACACAAGAAAGUCAGUCAUACAGGUUUAGGUUUAUAAAAGCAGUCCAUACGAUUAAUGCUCUAUAUUAUAGGUUCUCUGAAGUCGGUUUUCUGUUGGGAAAAGACUGAUAUUUUUUACUUUUUUUUGUCACAAACCAUCAUUUAACUUUAGAAGAUGUCAUGGAUCAGUUCCCUUUUUAUUUGAUUGAAAGGAACAAAUAUGAUAUACUUUAAAAAUUCACAUUUUUCCACAGUAGAAAGUCCAUAUGAUCAAUGCACCAUGAGUUCUCUUAAGUCAUAUGAUCGUUUUGUUUUGGGAAAAGACAUUUGUAGUCAGUAACAAUCAUUUUACCUCCCUUUCAUUUGAUUGAACCAGGAUAUAAUUGAAAAAUUCACCUUGCUCCACAGAAAAUGUCCAUACGGUUAAUGCAUUAUAUUAUAGGUUCUCUGAAGCCAGUUUUGUGUUGCAAAAAGACACUUUUUUUUCAGUCAAAAACAACCAUUUUACUUUUAAUUGAUUAACCAGUAUAUUCUUUAAAAAUUCACCUUACAGAAGAAAGAAAGCCACACAUGUGUAAGGAUGCAAAAACAGUCCAUACGAUUAAUGCACUAUAUUAUAGGUUCUCUGACAUUGGUUUUGUUGAGAAAAGAAUGAAAGAUUUUCAGUUUUUUGACAUUUUUAGUCACAAACAACCAUUUGACCUCCUCUUUCAUUUGACUGAAAGGAAACAACCAGGAUAUUCUUGAAAAAUUCUCCUUGUUCCACAGAAGAAGGUCAGUCAUACAGGUUUGGGGCGAGUAAAUGACGACAGAAGGUUCGUCUCUGAGCGAACAGUUCCUUUAAACCACCUUUCUGUUGCAUGGGUAGAAAAGUGUUUUGUUUUUAACUAAAGACUUUAAGAAAAUGACUUUGUUUAUUGCUGUCGUGACGCCUCACUGUCUUGAUGAAUAAGAGACUCUUAGGAUGGCUUGUUGAUUAAAUGUGAUCCUUUUUGAACUGUGA